This is a messenger RNA of Dermochelys coriacea (leatherback sea turtle), 3481 nucleotides long. It is a transcript of the gene NXPH3, whose product is annotated as neurexophilin 3. The coding region runs from base 54 to 944 and encodes 296 amino acids. NCBI's taxonomy places the organism in Eukaryota, Metazoa, Chordata, Testudines, Dermochelyidae. Gene Ontology annotation, molecular function: signaling receptor binding. The transcript has 2 exons. The record is from RefSeq and is a predicted model, not a curated record.
CUGCCUCUGCCCAGCAGCAAGAUCUGGAGGGGAGUUGCCAGACCGAUCAUGGGAUGGGGGGGGGGGGGGGGGGGGGGGGGGGCGUAGGAGCCAGGAGCCCCGCUUAUAAGAGGACCAACCCCUCCCCGCCCCCCUUCACUUCCAGGCGCCGGCUGAAAAUGCAGCUGUCUCGCUGCUGCCUGCUCUUCCUGGUCCAGGGGAGCAUCUCCCUGCUGGUGAUCUGUGAACAGGAACAAGGGGAGGAUGCUGAGCAAGGUGAAAAUGAAGUUCAAGACAAAUCUCAACUGCAGAAGAAGAGGGAGCACCUCUUCCCAAAGUCCCUACUAACUCAAACCCCACUGCAGAAUUUGACUCACCUAGAGUUGGUCUCUAGUUCACAAGAGUUCUGGGAAAUCCUGGACAACCUGUCUGAGCUGGACCAGGGCCUACACUCUCGAGGACGCAGGGAACCCGUGGCAAACACAGGAAAGUUUAAGAAAAUUUUUGGCUGGGGUGAUUUUUAUUCUAACAUCAAGACAGUAAAACUGAACCUCUUGAUCACUGGGAAGGUAGUUGAUCAUGGUAAUGGUACCGUUAAUGUCUUCUUCCGGCACAACUCCACUGGACAGGGGACUAUCUCCGUCAGCCUCGUCCCUCCCACCAAGACAGUGGAGUUUGACCUGGAGCAGCAGAUCUUCAUUGAGGCCAAAGAAUCCAAGAUCUUCAACUGCCGGGUGGAUUAUGAGAAAGUGGAUCGUGCCAAGAAAACCACACUCUGUACUUACGACCCCUCCAAAACCUGCUACUAUGAGCACACCCAGAGUCAUGUCUCCUGGGUCUGUUCCAAACCCUUCAAAGUCAUUUGCAUCUACAUCACCUUCUACAGCAUAGACUACAGGCUAGUGCAGAAGGUGUGUCCUGACUAUAACUACCACAGCGAUGUACCUUAUUACCCCUCUGGAUAAUAGACCUCUUCCAUCUCAGGAUAGCCCAGAGACCCAUGUCCUGGGGAAAUGGUUUUGUAAGCUGAAGCAGAGCGCAUGGGUCUCUAGAAACCAGAGUUCUGAUGCACGACAGAAAAGGAAGGAGUACUGAUUUUCCCUAAAAGCCUAAGCAUUGAAGAAAGGAAUUCUAGACUCAGGGUACGUUUCUAAACCUGACCCAGAGCUGUGGUCUUUAGAGACUGGGCUAUGUAGAAGACGCCUGGACAUGAAGUACAGAAAUCAACAUCAGGAUUUGGGUUUCUCAACAUAAGAAUAUUUGCCUAGACUUAGGUCACAUGGCCAAGAAAUGAAGGCCUGGACAUUGGGUCAAAGGGUCUACAGACACAUGCUUAAAAACCAAACAAACUGUGGCCUGGAUCUAGAGUAAGAGGUCUCGUUGGAGAUGAGGAUAUUAAAGGGGACUCAUGCUAGUGUAUUAAAGAUGGCUGUUUGACAUCAGUGGGUAACCAUGUACUUAGAACUCUACCAAAGUAUGAGCUGGAGUUGACUAUUGGGUCUUAUGUGUACAAUCUGUAUUUGGGAGUGCAGGUGCCUCCAGAGACUAAGAGCUAAAAGCUCAGAAGUAGAAAUGUUUGGAGGAUCCUCUGCCACAAUUAGGCAGUAAUGAAGAAGGGAAAUUAGAUUGCCUGGGGAUGACAAGUUUCCAGAUGAAGUGUCAUUUCUUCUCCCUGUGGGGUUUUCAGACUUAACCACUCCCGACCACUGGAGUUUUUACAGAAUCUCAGCCCUAUGGAUUGACAGAUAAAGAAACCCUGGUCAACUCAGUCAAAAAUCGCUGAUACAGUAUAUACGAUUCACGAAUUUCCCUUCAUCAAAUCCAUGACCCACAUCACUCCUGUUCUCCCCCUUGUAUCUGCAUUCUCAGUCACAUCAGCACUCCACAUUCUUCCUGCUCUCCAUUAUCGGUCUACCUCCAGCAGAUCUCUUCCACCCGUCACUGAGCUCCAUAGCAUCAGUCCUAUAUACUAUGUAGCUUCUGUAUUAUUAUUUUGGUGAGAAGGGGUGUGUGUGUGUGUGUGAGAUCAAGUGCUGCCUGUAUCAUUUAAUUUAUUUUAAAAAAAAAAAUCCUGUCCUUGAAAUGGAGAAUAAAGUUUCCCCAGUGCUAAGAGGGCAGGGUAAGUGUUUUCACUGAGAACCAUCUGGUCUUUAAAAGAGAGUCUCUUCCCUGGCUAAAAAACAAAAUCUUCAGUUAUGAAUGAGAAAUGCAAAAUGCAUGAUCCAGUCUCCUAGCAUGCCCUCUCCCAACACCACUGCCUAUAUAUACUAUUCUGUUCAGGUUUUUCCCCUGCACUCAUUUUUCUACUAUCUGAGCAUUGGAUACAUUUUUAUUAGCCUGCAGGACUCAAAUGUGCGACCUUUAGCAUUUUAAAUCAAGCACAGUAUGGGGUUGACACUCUGCAGUGGAUGUGUGGCUUCUGAGUUUCUAAACGGGGCUUCAUAGCCUCAAAUCUCUCUGCCUUUCCCCAUACAUUAGAACCUUACAAACUUCACUUUGACGCACAGAAUGCGCAGACCCAGCGAGCUCUCCAUUCUGUCCCGUUCCACCCCCACACUGUGCCAAGGUCUCACAUUACAAAGACUUUAUCACGUCAGUGAACUCCCAUCCAAGUACAUUUACUACUGUAUUAUGCACUGAAACUGAAUGACAGUUAAAGUAGGUUUUGUUAUCCAGUAUGGUGUUGUUUUGUUUUUAAAUCAUGUUUCUUUACCUGGUUGCUAAUUCACAAUGGAUCUUCUGGUUAUUACAGAAAGUCAGCGAGGCUCUAUUAUAUGUAUCUGAACAUUUACAGAGUAACACAGAGAAGCAAGCCAGACUACAUCACUCAAAAAUAAAUAAAUAAAUAAAAAUUGCUUUAGUUGAAUAAUCAGAGAAUUUUUACUCUUCACAAACCAGAGCACAAAAUACCUUGAAAGCUCAGUUGUAAAAAACACAAAAAACAAACAAACAGUCAUAAUAUCUGAUAUUUUGAAAUGAUUGCUUUCAUCUAAUGGGGAACAAGCUAAGGUACAUCCCCAGAAGGUUUCAUGCUUCCUUUGAAAAGAAAUAAAGAAAAAUCUGUUAACCCCUUCCCUCCCACCGUAAGAGGAAAAAAAAAUACACAAAAGUUGCUCACUUGGAGAUAUUUCUGAAAAUUAAAAUUUUCAGAGCAUCAAAGACAGACAGACAGGCUAUACAGGAUGCAGCAUUUUAGAAAGCAAUAGGGCAGCUGGUGGUUACUAGGAGACCAGCACCGUCUAUUAUUUUAGAUAAGAAUCAUCUCCUCCCAACUAACCAAGCAACACAAGAUGAUCAAAAGAGAAUUUCACUAAAUUAAACGGCAAACAAAAGAAGGUAAAACACACAAGCUAGAUACACAUUCUAUCAACUAUGUGGCUCACCCCACUUUGUUCCACUAGAUCCGAAUGAGACCCUUUGUAACAAUUUAUUCACCCUCUGUUCAAGGAAAUAGCUGAGAAUACACAGAGAUUUCCUUGCAUUUCUUGAGCUCUAUUUUGUA